AUGUGCCUCUACAAAACAAACUGCUCCCCGCCCGCCCUCUCUUCAACCCUCCCUCCCACGACCUUCCAGUACGACGCGGCCUCGGCAAGCACGCGCGAGUUGCGCGGGUGGUGCCGCAGCGCGUCGUGGGACACCUUGCGCGCGUCGAGCGCGCGCUUAAGCCUCAGCUCCAGCACUGCACACUUCAGCUUCAGCACUGCUGGAGCUGGGGCUGAAGCGCGCGGACGGCGUUCAUCUGGCACUCUUGGGGCAUGGCAUGCUCCAGGAGUGCCAGAUGAACGCCGUGUCCUCGCUUGUGACACGCCUCGCCUGAACAGCUCGCGCGCACGCUCCGUAUUCUGCACAAGCUUGAGGUCAAGCUGCCCGUACUCAUGCCAAACAGAAGCAGACGCAGAAACUUUGAGCCCUGGAAACGUGCGCGCCGGUGCCCUCGCAACGUGGGCGACGGUACUCUUUUCCAGACACCCGCCGCACCACCAGAACCAGCACCUCUCUCUCGUCCAGCCCCGUCCUUCCCAAUCCCCAGCGUCUUCUACCUCGUCGUCGUCCUCCCCACAUCAGCCCCGGUCGUCCUGGAACCCUUCACGCGUGCCUUAG
Molecule: messenger RNA, 597 nt
Organism: Chondrus crispus (carragheen)
Lineage: Eukaryota; Rhodophyta; Florideophyceae; Gigartinales; Gigartinaceae
Exons: 1
Coding region: 1-597 (198 amino acids)
Source: RefSeq, a predicted model, not a curated record